Messenger RNA from Aspergillus costaricaensis CBS 115574, 690 nucleotides. RefSeq lists its product as uncharacterized. The record is from RefSeq and is a predicted model, not a curated record. NCBI's taxonomy places the organism in Eukaryota, Fungi, Ascomycota, Eurotiomycetes, Eurotiales, Aspergillaceae. Bases 1 to 690 code for a protein of 229 amino acids. The transcript is spliced from 10 exons.
AUGACUGCUCGCGAGGCAGGCUUGCUCCUCGUGAGCUUCGGUCGCUUUGGCUUCUUCGAUAAUAGUGCCGCAUCUCGCCAAGAGUGCGGUCUAUUUAGGCGAGGUUUAGUGAGCGUUCCUGUCCGGUCCGACACUCACAUCUUCCUGUUGACCCAGUACGAUAUAUUCAUCCGAGCGUCUAUAGAGGGACUCGUUCAAGCUCUCUUCGAGGGUCUUGUCUUUUUCCUAUGUUCUUUGGUCCCAGACGUUUGCCGCUAUUCCUUCGAGGAUGCGGUAUAUCUCGGCAGAUAUCGACUUCAUAACAAUGCACUGACUAUAAUGGUAGCGCUUCUCUUCGAGACCCACUUCUCUUCGAGAAUGUGGUUUUCAUAUCCUCAGCCGCUAUCUUCUUUGAAGGUGCGGUUUAUCCUAGCAGAUAUCGCCACCUCUCUUCGAGAGUGUGGUCUACAAUCCCUUGCCGGCUCUCUUCGAGAGUUUCGGUUGGAUUCCUUCUCUGCCGACCGACUGAAUUCAUCGCCUCCAUCUGUCACCAUCGCUCCGCCUCCGACGCCAAACGGAGCCGCACGACGGUUUAGUUUUCAACUCGACACAGUUCAUAUGAUAUGGCCUGCUAAGAUGUCUUACUGGGUGCUUCACUGUUUGAAACAACAAUAUGAUCCUCGACGCUGUCGAGUCCUUCAGGCUCGCUAA